Molecule: messenger RNA, 1383 nt
Organism: Cydia amplana
Lineage: Eukaryota; Metazoa; Arthropoda; Insecta; Lepidoptera; Tortricidae
Product: putative serine protease K12H4.7
Exons: 9
Coding region: 28-1380 (450 amino acids)
Biological process (GO): proteolysis
Molecular function (GO): dipeptidyl-peptidase activity; serine-type exopeptidase activity
Source: RefSeq, a predicted model, not a curated record
GGAGUGGAGCCCCCGUUGCGCUAUGACAUGCCGCCGCCGCCGGAGACGGCUCGCAUGAGCACCCGCAACGUCUUUGAGACCUACGUCCAAAUGCCGCUGGACCACUUCAAUCCGCAGAACUCGGACACGUUUAUGAUGCGCUACAUGUUUAACGAACAAUUCUUCGCCGGCCCAGGCUCGCCAGUUUUUAUCCUGGUGGGCGGCGAGUGGAACAUCGCGGCGGGGUGGCUGCUCGCAGGCAACAUGUUCGAGAUGGCUCGCGAGAACGGCGGUUAUCAGGUGUACACCGAGCACCGGUAUUACGGCGAGACUGUGCCUUACACAAACUUCACCACCGAAAACCUGCGCUUCCUAAACGUCGACCAAGCCCUGGCCGACCUCGCGUUCUUCAUCCAGAACAUGAAGCAAUCGUCUCAAUUCGCUGACAGCAAGUUCAUUCUCUAUGGAGGUUCCUAUGCUGCCAACAUGGCGCUGUGGUUCAAACAGCGCUAUCCACACUUGGUCGAGGGGGUGGUGGCAUCGAGUGGACCGAUUAAAGGAGAAGUUGACUUCACUGGAUAUUUGGAGGUAGUACACGACGCAUUUUACGCGGAAGGCGGCGAGCAGUGCAUAUCGACCAUCAGACAAGGCAUAUUGGACACCGUGGAAGCUCUGAAGACCGAGGAGGGCCGGCGUGAGUUAGAACAGGCCUACAGGUUAUGCGUGCCACUUCUAGACUACGAUGACGUGUACGAACUAGGCUACUUCUCCGGUUUGAUCAGCUGGAGAUUCUCCGGUAACGUGCAGACGGCGCGGCCGGGCGACCUUCUAGCCAUUUGCAACAACUUCGCCGGAAAUAUAUACGGCACCACCCCGAUGCAGAAGAUUGGGGGUUACAUCGCCCAAUCCGCUGGUUUGCAAACUUGCUGGAAUUUGCAAUAUUCUAUACUGAUUAAUACCUACAGUAACCCUCGAUCAAACUCUCGAGCUUGGUACUACCAGACUUGUACAGAAUACGGGUUCUACCAAACCGCACCCAGGAGUGGCACAGUAUUUGAUCCCUUAAGAUGGCUCAGCGUCGAUUUCUACGUCGAUAUUUGCAAAAAGGCUUUCACAGAGAGAUUCGACGAGGAGUUCGUAUACGACGCAGUGGAGCGAGUGAAUCUGAUGUUCGGCGGCCUGGAACCGAUCGUGAACAACACCAUCAACAUCCACGGCUCGUACGACCCGUGGCACGCGCUGGGCGUGCACGAACACGAUCUCAGGGAGAACUCGCCCACUAUCACAGUGCCGAGGGCAUCUCACUGCUUCGACAUGCAGGGCUGGUUGACCACCGACACCAUCAGAAUGACGCAGACCAAGCAACAGGUGCGCCGCAUCGUGGCUUCCUGGCUCAACUAGAAG